AUGGAACAUCAUAGGCAUUUUCUCAUGUUUAAAUUGGAUAAAUUUGAUGACUGGAAAGUUCGUAUGCAUGCUCACUUGUCUGCCAUGCAUGAUGAGAUGUGGGACGUGAUCACUGAUGGACCCAUCCAAAUAUUACAAGUGAACCCCAAUCGUAUUCCUACUGACCCAACAUCACCAGAGAUGAUCCCUAAGGAGAAAUCCUUGUUGACCACCGAAGAGAGAACCCGAGUAAAUCUCGACAACAUAGCCAAGGAUAUACUCUACAAGGCUCUGGACGAAUCAUUGUUUCCUAGAGUAAGAAAGUGCAAGAAUGCUAAAGACAUCUGGGAUGUACUUAUGCUCAUAGGUGAUGCAGAGGAACAAGAGAAUGAGAACAAGUUAACAAUUGCCAUGAAGAAGUUUGAAGAUUUCAAACUCAAUCCAAAGGAGUCCAAAACUGACAUGGAAGCUCGGUUCAUAAAGUUACUGAUGGAGAUCAACGAUCUUGAUGAGAAAAAGCUAUCACAAAAGGAGAUAAACUUGAAGAUUCUCCGAGGACUACCCAAAAGUUGGGAGAUGAAAGUAGUAGCCAUGCGCGAUCACAGAGAUCUCAAAACAACGAGCACUACUCAGAUCUUCAGUGAUCUGAAAGCCUACGAGUUUGAGAAGGAAACACUAAAUGAUGAAGAACCCGAGACAAGGAAUAUAGCCUUAAUCGCAAAUCAUCAACCUUCAUCAUCAACACCAAGGUCGAAUACUAAUUCCUCGCCUGAUUUAUUCACUGACGAUCAGUUUGCUUUGUUUAUGAGAAAGUUCAAAAGGUUCAUGAGAAAGUUCAAAAGGUUCAUGCGAAAGAAUCAAUCCUAUGACAACUCGGACAAGGCAAGAAGAGCGAAGUACCGAAGUAGUGAUAAAACAAGCGGAUCCAGAACACAAGAGAAAGAUGAAACUCAAAUGCUAUGCUACAACUGCCGAAAACCUAGACACUUUAAGGCAGAAUGUCCAUAUCCUAUAGUCAAGAAGCAUCAAGACGAGCACAACUACAGAAAGAAUUCGGGAAAUUAUCAUAACCCGAAGAAUGCACCAAAUGAUGCUGACGAGGAGCCAAACAAGAAUCAGAAGAAUGAUAGGCGAAGGAAGGCUCUAGCUGUAGAAGAAAAGUUAGGAGAUAAGAACGACGAGUCAUGCACGUCUAGCUCCAGCUUAGAGAGUGACAGUUCGGAGGAUGAGAAGGGACUACUGUGUCUCUUCAGUCAAGAGGACUCAGAUGAAGAGUUGUGCCUUAUGGCAGAAGAAGAAGAGGUAACUUCACAAAACCACUCAUCUAAUUAUAGUUCCGAAUCCACAUAUCAUGAAAACCCUAGGGAAGCAUUCGAAAGAAUGAUGAAGAGUUUUGAUGAUAUUGAGGAUUCACACUUCAAGCUUAAAGAAGAGAAUGCUCAGCUAUUGGCAGAAAGACAAGAUCUCGAGGACUUAAAGUCCAAAAAUGCUGAGAUGCUUGAAUCUAUAAGCUAG
This is a messenger RNA of Ipomoea triloba (trilobed morning glory), 1494 nucleotides long. RefSeq lists its product as uncharacterized. The transcript has a single exon. Gene Ontology annotation, molecular function: zinc ion binding; nucleic acid binding. The record is from RefSeq and is a predicted model, not a curated record. Bases 1 to 1494 code for a protein of 497 amino acids. NCBI's taxonomy places the organism in Eukaryota, Viridiplantae, Streptophyta, Magnoliopsida, Solanales, Convolvulaceae.